Messenger RNA from Aspergillus alliaceus, 2001 nucleotides. RefSeq names its product putative lipase/esterase family protein. The coding region runs from base 1 to 2001 and encodes 666 amino acids. The transcript is spliced from 7 exons. NCBI's taxonomy places the organism in Eukaryota, Fungi, Ascomycota, Eurotiomycetes, Eurotiales, Aspergillaceae. The record is from RefSeq and is a predicted model, not a curated record. Gene Ontology annotation, molecular function: hydrolase activity.
AUGUCGCUCCUUUACCGCUGGUUUGGUCCCGUCUACGAGGCGAUUCUAUGCCCAGGUCUUCCAUUUGGUCUUCGUUGGCGCCUUCUAGUAUUCCAGCCCAUCGUCUUGUUCGCCAAUACAAUUCAGUAUUGGCGUAGUAUACGCUCGAAACAUCCCAGGACCACCAUCUGGAUUCCUCUAAAGCGCACACCAGGCCACUCCGUUCGCGCCAUCGUAUAUCAUCCUCCAGAGAAAGUGGCACAAUCCAAACCACGAGCUCUCCAUCUCAACAUACAUGGGGGUGGAUUCCUCGGCGGUCUUCCUGAAGGCAAUACACCGUUCUGUGAACGAAUUGCGGUAGAAACUGGGUCGGUGGUGAUCUCGACAUCACAUCGGUAUGCCCCUCGAUAUACUUUUCCGGUUGCACACGAGGAUAUCCAGGAUGUAGCAGAAUGGUUAAUUGAAAAUGCCGAGAGACUCUGGGCCGCCGAUCCGAGAUUAAUGAGCGUGAGUGGAUUCUCCUCCGGAGGGAAUCUGGCAUUGGGCGUUGCGCAAUGGUUGGCCCGGUCGGAGUUCAAUGUGAAGGCGGCGGUGAUCUUCUACGCACCCGUUGAUCUGCGAUUGCCACCGUGGGAAAAGCCGAAACCGGCCAGUUUCCCCGAACAAGAUCCCUUGGCUUUUGUUUUACCGUUGAUGGAUUCCUAUGCAGGUCCGGAGCGGGAGAAGUAUUGGGAUAGCCCAUUACUCCAUCCCAUUCUAGCAGAUAUUGAGUCACUGCCGCGGAAUAUAUUGUUCCUUUCUGCGAAAAUCGAUAUACUUCUGCAUGAGCAAACGGUGUUUAUAAGCAGACUGCAAGAGGAGGCCGCCGUUCUGAAUCGCCAGAUCAACCUCUCAAAGGACGCAUCACAAGAUGAGGAUGCUGAAGAGCCGGUAUUGCUAUUACCAAAUUCUAAUACACUUAAUCAACAGCCCUAUCGUAUUGAGGGAAGGUUCUUUGAUGAUCAACUGCAUGGAUGGGCUGAGUAUCAUCGCUUUAUACCACGUUUCCUCCUUCGCCAGUUCGCCGCGGCCGAGCAACCCCCACCACUGCACCUCACACGGUGUCAAAGAAGAAGGCCAGGCAACGGCAGGCCACAGGCGCAGUCGUCCAAUUUCGUCAACGCGAUAGGCUUAACAAGGAAUGUCUUGAUCCAAGUACUGGUAUCUCGCGAGUUUGGGCUGGUCGACAUGUACCCGGAUCGUGGGUACCAAAACCCCAGACAUAUCGAGGAUGAUCUCGGGAGGUUGGAAGACCGUGCUACUAGAAUUAUCAGAAGAUCAUCUGAUACAUUCAAAGCCGACCGUACACUAGAGUUAACUCGUUACGAGAGAGAUACCCUAAGAAAGUCUCUCUUUUUGAUGAAAUACAGGAACUCUACCCUUUGCGAUCGCUACAACUAUGACAGUAUCACGGCAUACGAUUCCAAUGACAAACAUCGCUUGGAGAUCUACAUGAGGGAGAAGGGUUUCAAAUCGUCCCGUGAUGUCUGGUACACCUAUCUCAAGGCAUUUUUAGAUCUUGAGAUGGGUCCAGAUAUGCUGUGGAUCAGCAAGGUGCAUGGCCAAGCUUUCCCGGAAGACGCCACCGAGAAACUCGUUGAAGGAGCGUACGCGGAAUAUCAUAAUUUUGCGCCGAUCUCUGCAAAACUAAUCAUUGUUUUGAGAAGUGCAGAGGAUCUCCAGAGUGAGUGGAAUAGGAUGCGUGAAAUGAAAUGCGGGGACUCCUACUCGACCAUCAUCAACGGUAAACCCGUCUUGAAGCCAAAUCGGGGUUCGCGGUCUGAAGACCGGUUCUACUUUACCUGUUUCCGCAUAUCAUCCUACCACAUCAAUCUGAUCAACAUGUACAAAUCUAGAUUAGCUCUCGGAAGAACCCUCAAAGCAUACCUCGAAGACGAUAGGGCCUAUUUCAAAGCUGUAACGGACAAUGCCACUGGCCCUCGCUUGGCAUUCCUAAAGAAAUUGGAAAAGAUCGCACAAUAA